GUGGAGCUACAACUCAGAGAGGGACUAUCUCAUCAUCACACAGAGAGGAGAAACAGAAAAGAGAGGAAGGACACAUUUAAAGGGAGAAAUUUCAUGUCUUUUUUUGUACUAAAUGAUGAGUUUCUUUAGAUGAUCUGAAUUUGUUGGCUGUCAAAAAACUAACAGCACCUUAUCAUUUGGAAACACCUGGAUCUGAUGGAAAUCUCUGCAGAAGAUUCAAACUGAAGACCAGGGACCACUGAAGAAAGAAGGAAGGUUUAACUGGUCAUAGAUAUGGAUGUGCCAUCGUAAGAGUGCUGAAACAGUCUUUACCACCGUCAUCAGAGACACAACUGUAGUUGGAUCUACUUUCUCUGACUUGAAGGAAAUCACCUGUCAAAAAAGAAGAGAAAGUACAUUACACUCCGCGUCAUCUAGAGUUGGCAGGUUCAUCUCAAGGCUUCAGCAGGCGCUGCACCCUUGUUAAUCAGCUACAGUUGGACAAAACAAGCUUGUUGUAGCCAUGGCAGAGAGGAGGCGACCGGGCUACAACGUGCACAGGGAGGUGCUGGAUGAAGGAGCAGUGGAGGAGCUGGCUAAGAAGUCUGAAGUAACAACAUCUCUGUCGGAGAAGGUCAAAAAGUCACUGAGGUGCUCUGGUCCUAAGGUGAAGAGCUGCCUGCUGGGUACUGUUCCUGUACUGUCAUGGCUGCCUCGGUACUCCUUCAAAGAAAAUGCUCUGGGUGACCUGAUCUCUGGGAUCAGCGUGGGCAUCAUGCAGCUGCCACAGGGCAUGGCCUACGCUCUGCUCGCAUCAGUCCCUCCAGUCUUUGGCCUUUAUUCCUCCUUCUACCCAGUCCUGAUCUAUUUCAUCUUCGGCACAUCUAAGCAUAUCUCCAUUGGGACAUAUGCAGUGUUGAGUGUGAUGAUAGGAGGGGUCAUAGAGCGAGUAGCUCCAGACUCUAAGUUUAUGGUGUGGGACGAUGUGACCAACUCCAGUAUAGUGAAUGAAACAGCCCGGGACGCAGAGAGGGUCCACGUGGCUGCAACUGUCACCCUAUUAUCUGGAUUGUUUCAGAUCCUGCUGGGCCUGGUGCAGUUUGGUUUUGUUGUAACCUACCUAUCAGAGCCGCUGGUUCGAGGUUACACUACAGGAGCUGCCGUCCAUGUCAUUGUGUCACAGCUGAAGUACACAUUUGGUAUCAGCCCACCGAGAUACAACGGGCCAAUGUCACUGAUAUAUACUGUGUUGGAGGUGUGUUACCUCCUUCCAGAGACAAACAUCGGUACUCUUGUGGUCAGUAUCGUCGCUAUAACUGGCCUCAUCCUGCUUAAGGAGCUAAAUGCAUACUUGAGUAAAAAACUGCCUAUUCCUAUUCCAGUGGAGUUGCUUGGUGUUGUUCUUGCAACAAUAAUCUCCUGGCAAGUGGACCUGAAUGGGAAAUAUGAAGUGGAUGUUGUGGGACUGAUUCCCUCUGGUCUCCAGCCACCUGCAGCCCCCAUGGCCUCUUUGUUUGGUCAGGUGAUUGGAGAUGCCUUUGCUCUGGCUGUGGUUGGUUAUGGCAUUGCCAUCUCACUGGGACGAAUCUUUGCCCUCAAAUAUGGAUACAAAGUGGACAGUAACCAGGAACUAAUCGCCCUGGGUUUGAGUAACUCUAUUGGAGGGUUUUUCCAGUGUAUUCCCAUCAGCUGCUCUAUGUCUCGCUCCAUGGUUCAGGAGAGCACUGGGGGGAAGACUCAGGUUGCUGGGGCUCUAUCAGCGGUAGUUAUUCUUGUCAUCACGCUCUGGAUCGGGAAACUGUUUGAAGAGCUGCCCAAGGCAAUGCUGGCUGCCAUCAUCUACGUCAACCUCCAUGGCAUGAUGAAGCAGUUCUUGGACAUCCCAGUUCUGUGGAGGAGCAACAAAAUAGACAUGGUGGUCUGGAUAGUUACCUUCAUCCUCACUGUACUGCUCAACCCUGACCUGGGUCUGGCUGCUUCCAUUGGUUUCUCCAUGCUCACUGUCAUAUUCAGAACACAGCUGCCUAAAUACUCUCUGCUAGGACAGGUCCCAGAGACAGACAUUUACAGGCCACUGGAGGACUACAAUCAGGUGAAGGAGGUGCCUGGGAUUCUAAUCUUCCGUUCCUCUGCCACUCUCUACUUUGCCAAUGCUGAGAUGUAUCAGGAAGCUCUUGGUAGGAAGUCUGGCAUUGACAUCACUAAGUUCCUGUCAGCCAAGAAGAAACUAGAGGCUAAAAGGAAGAGACAUGAAAAGGAAAAUGCCAAAAAAGCAAAGAAAGAGGCCAAGAAGAACACGGUGGACUCGAAGGGGGAGCCAGAGAGUGAGCAGACGAAGGACAUUGCUGUUAUUGAGAUGGAUUUUGAGCCUGACCCCUCUCUCCCAAGAGCCAUCGUACUCGACCUCAGUCCCGUGAACUUCCUGGACACUGUUGGGGUCAAGACGCUACGCAGUAUCCACAAAGACUACGGGCAGAUCGGUGUGGAAGUGUUUCUUGCUGGCUGCCAGACUGGUGUGGUGGACAACCUGCAGACCGGAGGUUUCUUUAAUGAAAAAGUGACAAAAUCUUGUCUCUUCUCUACCGUCCACGAUGCAGUUCUGUACUGUCAGUCCUUCAUAAAACAGAGUCAAGAUAAAGGGUUGUAUAAGGAGAUGACAGAGACACAUUUCUGAGUCCUGAGGGUAACCAGGGAGGAUGUUAUGAGGAAGUGCCACACAUUGUCUGCAAGGAGAUUUAUCCUGACAGCUUCGGAUUACAGUGACUUCUUCCACCUAGCAAACACAGCAACAAACACUGUAUGUAGACAAGAAUAACAAAUAUGUAAAUAUAUGACCACAAAAAUAUGUAUGUAGUCCAACAGCAAUAUGCAAUAUUUUGGUGCUAAUAAAUAAAUAACA
Cheilinus undulatus (humphead wrasse) is the source of this 2878-nucleotide messenger RNA. It is a transcript of the gene slc26a6.2, whose product is annotated as solute carrier family 26 member 6. The record is from RefSeq and is a predicted model, not a curated record. Gene Ontology annotation, biological process: transmembrane transport. NCBI's taxonomy places the organism in Eukaryota, Metazoa, Chordata, Actinopteri, Labriformes, Labridae. Bases 503 to 2653 code for a protein of 716 amino acids. Gene Ontology annotation, molecular function: bicarbonate transmembrane transporter activity; secondary active sulfate transmembrane transporter activity; oxalate transmembrane transporter activity. The transcript has 20 exons. Gene Ontology annotation, cellular component: membrane.